Messenger RNA from Centropristis striata (black sea bass), 2886 nucleotides. RefSeq names its product FA complementation group L (gene fancl). Gene Ontology annotation, cellular component: nucleus; Fanconi anaemia nuclear complex. Gene Ontology annotation, biological process: protein monoubiquitination; interstrand cross-link repair. The record is from RefSeq and is a predicted model, not a curated record. The coding region runs from base 303 to 1418 and encodes 371 amino acids. The transcript has 14 exons. NCBI's taxonomy places the organism in Eukaryota, Metazoa, Chordata, Actinopteri, Perciformes, Serranidae. Gene Ontology annotation, molecular function: ubiquitin protein ligase activity.
CAUCGCAUCAACACGUGUGCAUCUGAAUUCAGAUUUUUUUGACGAAGUCACUGAAGGCAACAGCGUGACGUCAUCUGUUUUGUUUCCGUGGCGGGAUGACGAUGAGAGAGUUUCAGCCUCGACUUGUUGUGUGUCUCUGCUAAAAAACAAGUGACUUCGAGCGAUUUACUCGCUUAAAUUGAAAUAUUUAAGUUCAGAUGUUUGGUUCAAGCUGUCAAGUUAUCUUAGGACCUUAAAAGCGCUGCCGGUCUAAAGUGUCUGGCUUGCUAAAGUUUGACUAAUUUAAAGUUUAUAUUAAUAAAAUGGAGAGUUCAUUAGUAAAAGACAACCCGUUGCUUUUACCUGUCAACAAGGAGAUGACAGCCUAUGACGGAUUUAUCACAGUCCAGGAACGAGACUUCAGAUUGAGAAUACUUUUACCACCAGAUCGCCAACUUAAACAGGCCAGGCUGCACUGCUGCUGGCAGUUGAAACACCUGUUGCACGGCUACGAGCACAUAGUGAAGCAGAGGCUGCAGCAGUCGGCUGAUCUUGUCAAUUUCAUUCUGGAGCUGAAAACCGUCUUGGAAGUGGGUCUGAAGAGCCGUCCUGAGUGCCGCUCCAUCCCGCCUCCACAGUAUUACUCCCAGCUCAUCUUGGAGAUGGAGACCCUCGGGUGGGGCAAGCUGCUCUUCAUAGACACGGAGUUUCGAACGCUGAGACUGAAGGCGGAGGACUCCUCUGGAAGGCAGCACGCUCUCACUGUUAAACUCAAGUCUAAGCACCCUGCAGAGGCUCCUGACUGCUCAGCUGACCUGCCGGUCCCUCUGGCCGUAACCUGGACUCCACAGAGUACUCUGGAGCAGCUCCACAGCCAGUUCCUGCUGGUCUUGGAGUCCCUGGGUGAGUUCUGGGACGUCCUGGACGAGAUCGACAGUAAGACCUGGAUCCUGGAGCCGGAGAGACCCAGCAGAGCCGACAGCAUGAGGCGCAUCGCCAUCGGAAACAACGUCUCCAUCAAAGUGGAGGUGGAUCCCAGACACCCUAAGAUGCUGCCAGAGUGCUGCCUGCUGGGAGCUGAGCACGUGGUGACUCCGCUGAGGAAUAAGCUCAACGCCAACAUGCACAUGUGGAACCCGGACUCCAGCGUCUUGCACAACCUCCGGGAUGUUUUGGAGAUCGAAUUCCCGUCACCUGCCACCCACGAAAAAUCUAGCUUCAGUGUGGAGUGUGGGAUCUGUUACUCGUACCGUCUAGAGGCUGAGAUCCCUGAUCAGGUGUGUAAUGACCCUCGCUGUGGCCAACCCUUCCACCAGGCCUGUCUCUAUGAGUGGCUGCGAGCGCUCCCCUCCAGCAGGCAGAGCUUCAACAUUGUUUUUGGAGAGUGUCCUUACUGUAGCAAGCCUAUUACUGUGAAAAUGGCAGCCCAGAAGGCCUGAAAAGUGGCUUUGUGUUCCCGUCGGCGCCAUCUCGACGACUUUGGGAAGCAGCAUGAAAGACUGAAAGCCGAGACGAGUGGAUCCUUUACGGCACAGGUUUCAAACUCGCGGCCCGCAGGCCGAUUGCGGCCCUCAUGGCGAUAUUUUGUGGCCCCCACCUUGAUAUGAAAGUUUAAUGUGAGUUUUAUGAGUGGCACUUUACCGUGUUGUGUGUGGAAGGUCCCUUUAAUUACUUUUUCUGGUAAUUUCGUGUCCUUUUUUUGGUAAUUUUGUGUCUUUUUUUGUCAUUUUGCGUCUUUUUAUUUUAGUAACUUUGUGUCUUUUUUUGGUCAUUUUGUGUCUUUUUAAAUAAUUUGUCCUUUUUUUUGUCAUUUUGUGUCUUUUUUUGGUCAUUUUGUGUAUUUUUUAUUUUGAGUUUGAGACCCCUGAUUUACGGCAACAAGUCGCUGCUGCAGCUCGCACCGGAGCGAUGUCCACACAGACAGUUUACUGCUGCUGCACUGCCGUCUACAGCUGUAUCCCAAUACAUUAGAAUAUCACGAAAAGUCCAUUUCCAGUAGUUCAAGUCAAACAGCCCUAACCAAGUAUUGAGUCAUAUAGAUGACAUACUUUUCAGUGGCCAACAUUUUCAUAUUAAACAUACUCUUUAAAAUUGCUUUUUUGUGAUAUUCAAAUUUUUUUGAGAUACUGAAUUUUAGGUCUUCAUUAAAUUUAAGCCAUAACCAUUACAAUUAGAAUAAAUUAAAUGAAUUAAACAUGAAAUGUUUCAUUCUGUGUGUAAUGGAUCUAUAUGUGUUAUUUCCACUUUUUGAAUUGAAUUACUGACAUAAACUUUUCUAUGAUAUUAUAAUUCAUUGAGAUGCACCUGUACAUUGAGUCUGCCGUGAUAAUGUCCAUGACUAGUUAUCUUUCAUUUCUACUGUCAUAUUUUCACGAUUGAAAACAGAUAUUAAACUUUGGAGCUGUGCUUUUUCCACCACAUGGUGCAAAUAUUUCAGAAUAAAAGCUUUGUGUUUACAAAUAAAAAGAUUUAAUCCACAGAAAUGCCACAUGGCUUUUAUUUUGAAAGAGAAACAUGAAGUGUUGGGUUAAAAAGAUUUUUUUUGUAAUUGGUAUGGGCCGGGGGUGGGCAACCUGCAGCUCAGGAGCCUCAUGUGGCUCUUCAGGCCGUCUGUAGCUCUGACGGAAAAAAAUUAUACGAAAUGAAACGGUUAUUUCUUUACAUUGUAAUUUUAAUUUCAUUGUUGUAGGCCCAAAGCAAUGUGUAUCCUUCAAUUGUAAAAAUGUGUAGCUUAUAUUCGGCAUUAAAACAAAUGUUUUAACAUUAUAAUGAACUAAAAUGUGCAUCGUAGCUUACGAAAAGUCUGUUACAGUGUCAGUGUGGCUUUGAAAACAUCAUUUCACUGUGAAGUUUUGCUGAGAGCCAGAUAAAAAAUAGACGAGACAAAAAGAGGUUCUACGACACACA